CUUGUUUCUGGAAAACCAUGGAAGAAAUUGGUCCUGUGACCACAUCAUUUUGAAAAGCCCUCCAUUUUACUCAUCCUCCAAAGAAGAGAGACACAUGGCAUGAGAGUUUGGCAUUUUGCUUUCUAGCAUCUGUUACCUGGAACCCAGUCACCUGUCGCCUAUCUUCCAUCCUACCUGCCUGCCUACCUGCCCGUCUGCCUACCUGCCUGAACCUCUGCCUGACCCCUGGAAUUUUGACCGGUGUCACUAGUAUUGCUGCUGAUUGCCCUGCCGGCUCUUUCCGCAGCCAGUGAGAAGAACGACGAUCUAGGUAGUUAGCACAACCUGAACAUGGAUCAAACCAACCUGGAAUGGCAGACCUUUAAUGGCUCUCUCCCCAACGGAGCAGUUUCAAUCUACAAUGAAGAGAAGAAACGCACCGACUAUGUUAGCAAAUACACUAGCUCGGCCGGCUUCUACAACCCUGACAAGGGUCCUUACUGCUUCUACCCCUAUGGAGACAAAGAGCUCAGUGGCUCCCCAUUUGAGAUCCUGGUAAACAAAGACAACUUUGAGUUUUUAGAAUGGAAGGAUGGCUCCCACGGUUCAGUGCCUCAGAAUGCAGUUGAGACCUGGCCCGGCAGCGGUAUAUAUGUUGGGAAGAACCAGUAUGGUCUUGGGAAGGUAGAUGUUAAAAAUACGGCUUUCUUCCUUCCGUGGGAAGGUAAGGAGCAUUGGUACAAGAACUACCAGGUCCUGACCGUUAACAAAGAUGUAAUCAGCGAGGACAUAUCUGAUAUCAAGUAUAAAACUGAUGGGGUUAAAGCCAUUAAGGGUUCUCCAGAGACCAUGCAAAUAUCUGUCGUCACCAACAAUGAGUGCCGUUCAGUGAAACGGACAACUACCCUCUCAAAGACAACCCAAAAAGAGACAAGGUGGGACACAAGCUUUUCACUAACAGUGGGCGCUAAGACUACCAUCACUGCUGGAAUCCCAUUAAUUGUUGAAGGAAAAAUCGAGUUAAGCGCAGAAGCGACCUUCGGGUUCACCAAGGGGACCACUCAUACCGAGUCGUCCACCCACACUGAUUCUGUUGAGGUCGAAAUACCACCAAACCACACCUGUCGUGUCAGUAUGGUGGGACAUAAGUACGAGGAAGACAUCCCAUAUACCGCACGCCUCAAGCGCACCUACAGAAAUGGGAAGACCACAUGGGCGUCCAUCUCUGGGACCUACAAAAGUGUCCAAAUGGCAGAAAUCCGGGUUGUGGUGGAUCGCUGUGAACCUAUACCUAACGCCAAGCCCUGUCCCUUAAACAAAGAGUAAUGGAAGCGGUUUCAUGAGAUACGACACC
Molecule: messenger RNA, 1333 nt
Organism: Perca flavescens (yellow perch)
Lineage: Eukaryota; Metazoa; Chordata; Actinopteri; Perciformes; Percidae
Product: natterin-3-like
Exons: 4
Coding region: 331-1305 (324 amino acids)
Source: RefSeq, a predicted model, not a curated record